Molecule: messenger RNA, 1839 nt
Organism: Sorghum bicolor (sorghum)
Lineage: Eukaryota; Viridiplantae; Streptophyta; Magnoliopsida; Poales; Poaceae
Exons: 2
Coding region: 284-1030 (248 amino acids)
Source: RefSeq, a predicted model, not a curated record
GUUUUCCCAAGGAAUGAUCCCUCGAAUGAAAAUGCCAUCCUCCUAUACAUCCUAUCCUACCCAAUCCAGUGGAUUGCUAAUGGACAACCAGUACGCCACUGGCAUACAUAACAACUCACUCACUCACUCACUAGCCGUCUGCAGUCUGCUACACUGGGAAUGGGAAGGGAACCAAUGCAACUGCAUGCGCACCUACCUACCGGUGGUUGACAAGGAGCUAUCAAAACCCAUCCAUGGUGGUGGCUGCUGGGGUCGGCGCCACAUCCAUCCAUCCAAAUGAUCCAUGCAUCUUCUCCUCCUCGACCUGACGAAUUGGAUCAUCUGCGCCGCCGCUGCGCCUUUCAGUCUCAGUCAGCCCACUCACUCACUCACGGCCACCGGAGAAGAACCAGCCGACGGGCCGGCCGGCCACCGGAAGAAGCAGAAGCAGCUAGCAUUAAUGCCGACGCUACGGCGGCGCAACCCUGAAUUGGCCGUGAAGGCGCUGGAGGGGAUCGUCUCAGCCAACACCUUCUUCACGGUGGCCGUCUUCAUCGGCAUCACGGGCACCAUCACGCCGUCCUCCACCAUCCCUCCGUCCUGCGUCGCAGGCGACGACAUCGCGCGCAACUUCUUCCUGUUCGAGAUCCUCUCCUUCGGCUUCUACCUCCUGUCCAGCCUGGUGGCGCAAGGGAUGAAGCUGACCAUCACGCUGCUAGCCUCCGACGACUUCUACGGCGACAGCGACAAGCCUCCGCCCGACGACUGCGAGGAGAUGCCGGCGUGGCGCGCCGCGGCGCCACGGGAGAGGCGCCGCGCCGUGCUCAGGUUCGCGCAGCCCAUGAUGCUGCUCGCCGCUGGGUGCUCCAUCAUGGGCACCUUCUUCUUGCUCCUGUCCAUGGUCGACGCCAUCCAGCUCAAGUUCGGCAUCCUCUCCUGUGGCAUCCCGCUCGCCGUCGGCGCCACCUUCGCGCUCUCCGCGCUCGUCGUCGGUGGCCUGCUCUUCUAUGGAUCUACCGUCGCAUACGCCCUCACGCAUUACCUGCCCUGAUAGUGAAUACUCCUCUCUAGGCCGGCCUCUCUGCUACUUAGUUUCAUUUUUGUCUUUUUUUUUUUCUCUCUCUCUCUCUCUCUCUUUUUCUUUCACUUUUUGUUACAGGCCAGCAGUGAGUAAUUAUUAACAGUGGAUUUUGGAAAUGAAGUGUAAGUACCUCCAAUCCAAGAACAAGGUAUAUAUACAUAUACACAUGCUUCAUGCUUGCAUCUAAAGGAUUAAAACGACAAUAAUGGCAUUGCUUCUCAGUGGCAAGGUUGUUGUUACCAACAUAAUUUUGCAUGACUAGAGAGUGUAUUAGGUUCCAAACUGAAUCGCGUUAGUAUCCAGAUCAUUGUCUCUUUGUGUUAUGAGGAACUCGGUGCAACAUCUGUUCUCUAGUUUUAUUUGCUUCCAUGUAAACAAUUGGCCGAUAGGUUCAGGCCAUAGCAUUUGAACUUGAAAGCAUCUAGAACCUAAAAUGCAGUUACAACAGUUACUUUUUUUCCCUUUCCCAACACCUUACACAGUUAUAACUUUUGAAAUUCAGCAGAUAGUAGCAAAGGGUACAAAUUCUUCAUUUAUAGUCACCAAGCAUACACGUAGGGCCUACUUGGGACUAAUCCGCUCCACGUUUUUUCAGUUCCGCUCCAUAUUUUUCAGACAAGUAGUUGCAGCUCUACAAAACUAUGCUCCAGAAAAUUUACCUGCCCUGAAUACAGUCUCUCAGCCUCUGCUCUAGAUUGCUGCUCACCUAAUCCUCGUUAGCUUCUUUUAUUUUGUUUCUUUUCUCUCUUUUUCUUUCACUUUUUGUUACAGGCCAGCAG